AUGCUGCACGUCGUCCUCUUCAAGUUCGACGCGAAGAAGUUCGCGCAGGAGUUCCCGGGCGACUCGCUCCAAGAGGAGAUUAAAGCAAUGCGCCAGGCUGAGAUCCCCGGCCUCGUCGAGGUGAUCAUGAGUGCCAAGAACAUCAUCCCCUGGGCUGGCUACCAGGAUGCCUCGGGGGGCUACACACACGCAUUGGUGUCGCGUCACGUGAACGCGACUGCACUGCGCAUCUACGCCAAUCAUCCAGUGCACAAAGCACUGCAGGUGCGCUUCUUCAAGUGUCUCGCGGCGCCGCCUCUCCGCAUUGAGCUCGACAUUCACUCAAACCUGUAA
Molecule: messenger RNA, 333 nt
Organism: Leishmania braziliensis MHOM/BR/75/M2904
Lineage: Eukaryota; Euglenozoa; Kinetoplastea; Trypanosomatida; Trypanosomatidae
Exons: 1
Coding region: 1-333 (110 amino acids)
Source: RefSeq, a predicted model, not a curated record